Molecule: messenger RNA, 523 nt
Organism: Actinia tenebrosa (Australian red waratah sea anemone)
Lineage: Eukaryota; Metazoa; Cnidaria; Anthozoa; Actiniaria; Actiniidae
Product: small ribosomal subunit protein eS26
Biological process (GO): translation
Cellular component (GO): cytosolic small ribosomal subunit; ribosome
Molecular function (GO): mRNA binding; structural constituent of ribosome
Source: RefSeq, a predicted model, not a curated record
UACCGCUGGUUUCAUCUUAGGGUUGGACGAGCGAGAUUUGAGGGCCGACAUGUGAGUGGCCUCUUUGCUUUGCCUUGGAAUCGGAAUGACUCAAAAGAGGCGAAAUUGUGGGCGCUCCAAACAUGGACGUGGACACGUCAAGUUUGUCCGUUGCACCAACUGUGCUAGGUGUGUACCUAAGGACAAGGCCAUUAAGAAGUUUGUGAUCAGAAACAUUGUAGAGGCUGCAGCUGUUAGAGAUAUUGCUGAUGCCAGUGUGUAUGAAGUAUAUGCUCUUCCAAAACUAUAUGUUAAGCUUCACUACUGCGUGAGCUGUGCAAUCCACUCCAAGGUUGUCCGAAACAGAUCCAAGGAGGACAGAAGAAUCAGGACCCCACCUCCAAGGUUCCAACGCAAGUCUGAGGGACAGAAGCCCCAAGGUCCUCCCGGUACUGCUGGUGGACCAAGAAACAACUAGAAGAUCUGUUUAGAUUGUUAAUUUGAAUGUUCCUCAUUGACAGCCAAUAAAAAUCUUUACUUGGAA